AUGGUGGUUCGCGGGAAAGCAUUUGAUUCAUUGAGACUCACUUUGGACACGUGGUCAAGCUUGUCGUUUCAUGCGGAUUCUUGUGAGUCUAUUUCAAGUGGAGACAUAUGCACGACCAAUCAUGGCAGAUACACCGCGCUCAAUGCUGGAUCCAUCCCACAUUUGCUCACGCUAGUUGAGCACGAAAGAAGCUUGGUCCGGGUGAACGCUUUGAAAGUGCUUACUUGCUUAGCGGAGACCCCCGAAGGACGACGUAUUCUUCUGGAUCAUUUGGACAUAAUUGAGCCGCAUCAGAGUGACGUGAACGCGGCGGUGGCGAAACAUGCGCGAAUCGCUGUGUCCGUCAUCACCUGGAAACCUUGAAAACUGCCUCCGAAUCAUACCGUUUUGUGAAGUCUUUUGGCGCUCGUCCACAUCCAUCGAUGUUCCGCGUCGGCUUCACUGUGACUGGAGUGACUUUUGUCCUUAUGCGCAUUGUGCAUCUGAGUUACCCAUAGCUUCGAAUGGCCACCUUACUUGAUAGGAACGAAUUCUACCAGAGUACCAGCGCCUUUUUCCAUUACAUCAACAAGACCUUGGCUACUUGAUAUGUAAAUUAAGGGUUAUAGAUUUCCAUCGUUACCUAUAUAACUCCUCUAAUGAUUGCACCGCGUGCCCGAAAACCGUUGAAUAAUUUCAACAUUUAGGCCUUUGGCCACACACCAAUUCAACAUUCAGUUGUCUAAUUAAGGUUUCAUAACACAUGCGGUUAUGUCGAAAAGAUGACCAUCAGCUUCCCAGAAAAACAGAAAAUGCUUUCAUUCCUCUGUUGUCAUUGAUGUACCAGUAGAUCGAACGUACUAAAGUG
Dicrocoelium dendriticum is the source of this 847-nucleotide messenger RNA. The record is from the annotation of a GenBank genome assembly. Lineage: Eukaryota; Metazoa; Platyhelminthes; Trematoda; Plagiorchiida; Dicrocoeliidae.